This is a messenger RNA of Funneliformis mosseae, 840 nucleotides long. The record is from the annotation of a GenBank genome assembly. Lineage: Eukaryota; Fungi; Glomeromycota; Glomeromycetes; Glomerales; Glomeraceae.
AUGACUCCGGGAGAACGCUAUACUAUUAGAACUGAAGCCAAACAAGCUAACCCGUCCAACAUUAUCAUUUCACGUUUAUAUAUAGAUGGGAAAUACAAUGGAAUUCAUUAUCUUCACCAACAAAAGAGCCCAAGAUCAAUAUCGUACUUCGUUAAUUAUGAAAGAAAUAAAGCUUAUUACUUAAAAUUCGCCAGCACAUCUCAAUUUGAUAAAAAAGAUGAUGGUGUAUUCAAAGUCCCUUUUCCUGUUAAUAAACAUCCAAAUAAGCAAAACCAAUUUUUAUAUGGGAAACCCGGAACUAUUACUGCUGGUUUUUUCAAAGGGAUUAUUGUUGACGAAAGUGCUUUACUGAAUAAACCAGAUUUCGAAGUCAAACAAGUAAGGACGCCUGAUAAUAGGGAGAUUGGUUACACCACCGGGUAUGAUGUCAUGGAUGCAACAAUUCAACCUUCCACCGUGACAAAAAUUGUUGAUUGGAAACCCAUGGCUGUGUUACAUCUUAAUUAUCGUUCUGCAGAUUGGCUGGCAAAAAUAUUUCCUUUAUCAUCUAGUACUCAAAAAGAAAUGGAAUUCAGUAAUAACAAUGUCGAUAUGGAACAACCAACAAAGAUCAUGAAAAUUGAUAAAACCUAUGUUGAAAAAAAAAAGAAAUAUAAUAUAGUUUACGGAAUUCCAACAUCAUGUCAAAAAAUCAUAACCGAAAAGUUUGAAAAAAUCAAAAAAAUUGUAGAAGAAAAUGCGGAGAAAUCGAUAGCUAAUAAAGACAACGUUUCGCAACAAAAAAAUAAUUUGAAAAGAAAUCAUAAUAAAAUGAACAAUCAUGAGAAGGAAUCUAUGUAA